Molecule: messenger RNA, 2278 nt
Organism: Exaiptasia diaphana
Lineage: Eukaryota; Metazoa; Cnidaria; Anthozoa; Actiniaria; Aiptasiidae
Product: zinc finger protein 572
Exons: 3
Coding region: 174-1583 (469 amino acids)
Biological process (GO): regulation of transcription by RNA polymerase II
Molecular function (GO): RNA polymerase II cis-regulatory region sequence-specific DNA binding; DNA-binding transcription factor activity
Source: RefSeq, a predicted model, not a curated record
ACGGAUGAAAGAGUUGAAUAGAAAAUUUGCUCCAGUUAUUGUCAGUAUUUCUACUAAUUUUUGGUAGCUUUCGAUUUAUCUUCUGCUUACAAUUCUCUUACCGUCUAUUUCAAACAUUUGAGGAUCGAAGUAGAGAUUUUUUGGAGGUGUCCUUCAACUUGCUAUACAGGGCAAUGGAUGACAUAUGGAUAGAAUACAAGUGUAAAUCAGGACAGACUUUGUUUAUAUACAACAAACUGACAGGAGAACACAAGUGGACUUCUGAAGAGAAAAAUAAAUCAGUAACAUUUAAAGAGUUCCGUUGCAUUGCCAUCCAGACAGAUGACUCUUCAUGCAACAAUGGCUGUACUUCCAUGUACAUCAACCAAGAUUCAAAUGACAAGAUUGGAGCAUACAGUUCCAAAACUGCUGAGCUCUCACCUCAACUCAGGAUGGAUGAUUUACAAGAAGAUGAUAUAGAGAGAAUACCUCCUGAAAGUAGUCUACAAUACGCUAUGGAACAUGAUGAUACGUCAGGCAUUUACGAAGUAUCAGUGGGAGAUGUUGUUGAAGAAUUACAUGUUGAAUAUCCUUCAGAUAGCAAUGCAGAAGAAGAAGAUAGCUUUUCAGAUGGCAUAGGAAGUGAAACUGAAUACUACCCAGAAGCAAAAAUCAUUAAAACUGAAAACAGUGAUCCAAGCACAUCAAUAAGGCUGCGUACAAGGACCACAUCAGCUAGAAAAAUAACAGUAGACAUGACUGAUGAUAAUUCUACGGAAAUGCAAUCUUAUGACAACUCAAAAGAUAAAUACAUUGAUCCUGCCCUUCGCAUUAAGCGGUUUUACAAGUGUUCCUACUGUAAAAAGCAAUUUGACUCAAAAGGGAAGCUUGACGACCAUAUUCGAACUCACACAGGCGAAAAGCCGUUUGGUUGUAUAUAUUGUGACAGGAAUUUUUCAAAAAAGUGCAAUUUACAACGGCAUCUCAGAAGGCACACAGGAGAGAGGAACUAUAUUUGUAAUCUUUGCGACAAGAAGUUCAUCGACAGCGCUGAGCUACAGCGUCAUAUGAUAUCGCACACUGGGGAGAGGGCUUUUGAAUGUCCUUACUGCGAGAAGAAAUUUGCACAGAAGAACACUUUGACUUGUCAUCUUAGAAGACAUACGGGAAUUGGACGAUCCUUUGACUGCUCUGUUUGCGGACGACAAUUUGAACACAGGUCAGAUUUGCGACGCCAUAAACGAACCCACACCGGAGAAAAGCCCUAUGGCUGUACAUAUUGCGAUAAAAAGUUCCCUACUAAGUAUAGCUUAAACCGACAUAUCAGGUCGCACACAGGGGAGAAGCCCUUUCAGUGUACAAUUUGUGAAAAGAAGUUUUCAGAGAAGAAAAAUCUAGAAUAUCAUAUGACAAUUCAUACCAAAGAGAAGCGAUUUGAAUGCGGACGAUGUGGAAAGAAGUUUGCAAGAAAAGCGUACACGGAUUAUCAUUACAGGACGUGUUCUGGAGAAAAGACUUUGGAUAAUUUGGAUGAGAGUAUAACAGAAGAAACAUUUAAAACAUCUGAAGAAAACGUCGAAGCACCCGACCAAUUCAUAGCUUAGCUUCGUAUGCCAAGGAGUACGAAAAAAUCACUUUGCACUUUGCUCUGCUAAACCUGUCUCGAUACAAAAGAAAGGAAAAUAGUGUUUUCUGAAACAGCAAAAAUGUUGCGAGACAAGAGGGGUUAUUUCUGCGCCUUUAUGCCGGUCGUAUUGGAAUUUUUGUUGCUCUUUCAGUUGUUGUUGUUGCUGUUGGGUUUUUUUUUCUGUCUUUUUUCGAGAGCAGUCAUUAUUUUAACAUCAACUAUCUUUGGGCGUCUUCGACUCCUUCUUAGCCGAUAUUAAAAGUGCGAACGGCUGCUAAGGAGUCCGGAACGGUCUCUUAUAACAAACUAUUUAAGAACAUUAUUUAUAAGUUUGUAUGAAUCCUUAGACUAUGCGUCAGUGGAAAAUAUUUAAUUGUUGUUUUUCUUCUUCAUAUUUAAGUAUAUUCGGUACAAGAAUAAUCUGGUCAUCUUACAUGCAAAGUACGAACAACGUAAAUUUACGUGACUGUAAAAUGGUCUUUGUUGAAUAGCUGUACUAAAAUGUCGUCUUCGCCAAAUAGAACUGCGAAUGUAUAUCAGUGUUUCUUGGGUUUUACGAUCCACAUAGUUCAAAAAUGAACCACCAUUUCUCGUCUAAAAGCGGGUUUAUUUGGGUAAAUUCCUUGUGUUUCAUUCCAGCUUGUUAGAAUUAAAAUGAGGAUUAAAGAGAAA